Cryptomeria japonica (Japanese cedar) is the source of this 2337-nucleotide messenger RNA. Its product is annotated as F-box/WD-40 repeat-containing protein At5g21040. The coding region runs from base 426 to 2114 and encodes 562 amino acids. The transcript has 3 exons. NCBI's taxonomy places the organism in Eukaryota, Viridiplantae, Streptophyta, Pinopsida, Cupressales, Cupressaceae. Gene Ontology annotation, cellular component: preribosome, large subunit precursor. Gene Ontology annotation, molecular function: protein binding. The record is from RefSeq and is a predicted model, not a curated record.
GUUCACAUAAGGAAAACUAUUUUUCCUUUACAAUACUUUAUGUAACCACAGUGUCAAUGGCUCCGCCGUUGAUUACACCUUCUUAAGUGCAUUCAUUACGCAUGGCACAUACGAUUCAAAGAUAGCAGGCGAAUAUGUGAACCCUCAUUUUUUUGGCCUUUGGGGAUGCCUGCGCACCUGAAUUAUUCUUACAUUUUUCUCCCAAUUUCCCACUGCAUUGGGUAAAGUGCGAUUCGAUAUCGCGACGUCAAGAAGUUGGGCGAGCACAGUAAAGAAAUUAAGGCCAUCAUUACACCGAAACCGAGUUUUUUGCGGGAUCCUCCGUCGUUGACUGGUUUGGCGAAGGUUCAAAUAUUAUUGUUUGUUCAUCUAAGCUGCAGGUUGCCUGGAGAAUAAUUGAGUGGUUCCUUGGGUAUUUCCAUUCCAUGGCAUCUGAAUGCCAUGAGGCAUGCAAACUAUCCUCUGGUUUGGCUGAUGAUGCUUGGGAUGAAGAAAUAAUCUCUUCCUCACAGGGCCCCUGUCCUCCUAAUUUCUCCCAUGUAAAGGAAGCAGGUGUUCAGGCUAAUAUUAGCAGCAGUGUGUGGAAGUCAAAUUUUACAGCUACACAUGUCAGUUGUAAUACACAUUGCUCGUUUCUUGACCUCCCUCCUGUUCUGAUAGCAGAAAUUUUCAAUCGUCUCAAUCCAAGGGACCUCAGUAUGGUGUCCUGUGUAUGUAUUCUUUUUAGGAGGAUUUCUUCUGAUAGCCAUGGUUGGAAGGAAUUCUAUUGUGAGAGAUGGGGGCUUCCUGCACCUUGCAAGCCUUCUGAAAGUUCUGCCUUGCCACUGGAAAAAUCAUGGAGAGAGCUCUAUGUUGAGAGAGAAGCUCGUAGCAAGGCUUUUUUGGGCCGAUUCAAAGUAGAUUUCCUCACAGGACAUACAGAACCUAUCCGAUCUGUUUGUCUUUUGGCAUCAUCAAAUCUCAUAUUUACAGCAGGCUAUGAUACAGUGGUAAGAAUGUGGAACAUGGAGGAAGGCCUCCUGGUUGACCACUCUCGACCCCUUCAUAGUACCAUCCGGGCUAUAGCAGCAGAUAUAGAAAUGUUGGUUGUGGGAGGAACUGAGGCGUUUGUUAAAGGUUGGCGAUCAGUUCCUGAGCUGCCUCAGUUGUUUGAUAUUUCAGGAAUUACAGGCCAAAGCACCGAAUUUUACCUUCGAGGGCAUAUUGGGCCCAUUACCUGCCUUGGCCUGGAUUAUUCUAGAAUUUAUAGUGGCUCUUGGGAUAUGACCAUACGUAUGUGGGACAGGGUUUCUCUGAAAUGUUUGAAUAUUCUCAAGCACGGAGAUUGGGUGUGGUCAUUAGUUGCCAGAGGCCCAAAUGUUGUGAGUACUGCAGGUAGUGAUAUGUACACAUGGAAUGCUGAAAACGGACAGCUACUCACAGUGAGACCAAAUGUCCAUGUUGGAAAUGCCUACUCUUUGAAAUGCAGUCGUUCUGGUCAUUUGCUUUUCACUGGAGGUGAAGAUGGAGCUAUUCAUAUGUUUGAAGACCGAUCUCCUCGUCGUCAUACAAGCCAUUGUAGUGAUGUUCUUGCAAUUGAUGAUAAACCAGUGGCAUCAUGGAUUCCACAUUCGUCUCCUGUUUAUUCACUUGCAUUUGAAGAUCCCUGGCUUGUUUCUGCAUCUGGGGAUGGAAAGCUUGCCAUGAUGAAUGUCAGGAAACUACUGAAGUUGAACAGCUGUAGCAGGCUCAAGUCGGUCACUAACAAUUAUGAUCCGUGGGAGCGAGCUUCCAUUGUAACAAUGCAAAAUGAACCACCACAACGCAUGCUUCAUGGUUUUGGCAAAAACUUGUACUCUGUGGAUAUUGGUGCAGAGAGAAUAUUCUGUGGAGGUGAGGAGGGAGUUGUACGUAUAUGGGAUUUCACACAGGCUUUGGAGACUGCACGCAGAGUUCAAGCUUCGAGAAGCAUCCGUUUGGAGAACAGAGCGGGGAGGAAGAAAGUCCAGGCAGCAGUUUUGAACAAAUCUAAGCAGUUGGAUUGCUGUACUAUAGAAGCUAAAAGUCGUGAGGCAAGUGCCAGGAAAAAUAGGAUUUGGCGAAGGAAUGGUGAGCAAGAUAAAGUCCAGGCUUAGGCUAGCCCUGAAUUCUACUGUUCUAGUUGGUUUAACUAUUAGCCUAGUGUAGCAUGGAGUUCUCUAUUUUUUUAAUUGCAAUCAAAUGCCUGAUUUAGUGUUGCAUUCAAGUUAGCCCGCUGUAGUUAGCAUCUCCUGUGCCACCAGUCAAAUUAUUUAAAAUUUUGAACUGCUGGAAAGGAUACCUAUUUAACAGUUAAUUAAAUUGCUAGCUUUACGCUUU